GGAGUCCAUUUUGUUCCGGUCGGCGUUACCGUGCGGAGAUGCUGAUCUGUCUCGGGAACUAUUCGAAUUGAUGAACUAUUUCGAGCGAGGAACAUCCGGAAGCAGGCAAGUUCCUUUAGUCGCGACUCGAUGCUCAUUUUAGGAAGCUGGAACUCGAAUGCUUGAGAGAGCAGCUUUCGCGACGUCUCGACUCGUCCUAACGACGCCUCGUAGGAACGUCGGUUUGACAAUCACGGGAGUGACGCUCGUUAGGACAGCGCAGAAAUACAAGAUCGGAAUUCGCUGAUAAGAAAAUUGGCCGCGGCGAGAAUCGGGUGCGCUCAAUUCUCGCCACGUCCCUGCCUCGGCCGGCCCACUCGCCAGGCGGCGGCAGCAGCUUCAUGGGGUUCCGCGGCGGGCGCCACCGCUCCUGCCCGAAGUUGACGUCAUCGGCGCGUGCGCGUCGGGUCGGACGGCACUGCAGAAGCAGGCGAGUUCGCGAGUGUAUCGAUUUUACGAUCGUGCCUCUCGCGGUACUAGUGCGUCCGUUUCCUUUAGUUUUUUAGUGGCCGUGCACGUCGUACAUGGAUAAAACCGUGAAUGGGAUUACCCGCUAGACCCGCCGCUCCGUACACCGCCCGCUGACUCACAACUCCUCGUCAUCCUUCACCAUGACCAAGGAUAGAUUAGCAGCCCUCGUCGCGGCCCAGUCGGACGACGACGAUGUGGCGGACGACGUGUCCGUCAACGUCGGGGCGCAGGAUGACUUUAUGACGGAAUUCUUCGCGGAGGUGGAGGAUAUCCGCGAAAUGAUAGAUAGGAUCCAGACGAAUGUGGAUGAUGUGAAGAAAAAGCACAGCGCCAUCCUCUCCGCGCCGACGACCGACGAGAAGAUCAAAAUGGAGCUCGAGGACCUGAUGUCUGACAUCAAGAAAACUGCUAACAAAGUCAGAGCCAAGUUAAAGGUGAUAGAGCAGAACAUCGAGACGGAGGAGCACACGAACAAAUCGUCGGCGGAUCUGAGGAUACGCAAGACCCAGCAUUCGACGUUGUCCAGGAAGUUCGUGGAGGUUAUGACGGAGUACAAUCGGACACAGACCGAUUACAGGGAGCGGUGUAAGGGGAGAAUACAACGACAGCUCGAGAUCACGGGGAAAGUGACCACUAAUGAGGAACUGGAAGAGAUGUUGGAGCAAGGCAAUCCAGCCGUCUUCACGCAAGGGAUCAUCAUGGAGACGCAACAAGCAAAACAGACCCUCGCGGACAUCGAAGCGCGUCACAAUGACAUCAUUAAGCUCGAAAACUCGAUCAGGGAGCUCCACGACAUGUUCAUGGACAUGGCCAUGCUGGUCGAGAGUCAGGGCGAGAUGAUAGAUCGCAUAGAGUACCACGUGGAACACGCGGUGGACUACGUGCAGACGGCCACGCAGGACACCAAAAAAGCACUCAAGUAUCAAAGCAAAGCCCGACGGAAGAAGAUCAUGAUCAUGAUUUGCCUCACCAUACUGGGCAUCGUCGUCGCCACCACCAUCGGUGGAUACUUCGGACUGUGAACGCCAAAACCAGAGAAGUCCAAAGACAUCAGUAUCGUGUACCUAAUUCCAAACCGCCGGCAGUAUCAGCAUUCACUCAUAUCGCCCCGAUACGUGAAGCUGAUCGCCGUACAGACGAGAGGAUAUCACUGUCGAAGAUGCCACCGGCGCGCUUUUACCAUAACACCCCCGUCAUCGCUAGAGCCUGCAGUCUAUCACGCGCGCUUCCCAGCUCGACGCGAGAGAAACUUGCGAGAGGAGGAAUCGGCAUCAUCGUCGUCGUCAUCGUUGACGUCGUCACCGACGUCGUCCUCGUCGUCGUCUUCAACUUCGUCGUCUUCGUCGUCGUCGUCGUUAUGUUCGCGCCAUCCUCGUGGAAAGUCUCCUCCGGUAUCUAGGCUAGCGUUAGUUGCGUUCGGCUCGACGUAUAAGUAGAGGGGAAAGGAAGAGGGAGAGAAAAACAAGAACAAGCAUCCCCCUCGUUCUUUUGUAAUUAACCGCAGCUCGAUCGCGGCAAUUAUCUCCCCGAUAGAUCCGCCUUCGUUAGCCAGUCCCAGCCUCGAUCCUCCUCCCGCUCUCUCUUGCCACUCACCCCUCCCUCCUCCCACGUCAACGCGAAGCUUAAACCGUAAGCUCUCUUUGUGCGUGCGUCCUCUCGUCGCUUCUUCUCUCUCCUUUCUCUUCCCACCCCGUCCGCACCUCCUGUGGUUCACGCGGCGAAAACUAGGCAAAACAACGGGGACGACGUGUGCGAGGAGAAUCUCGCGAGCGGGACGAGCUGGGAAAACGAGAAAACGUCUUCGCGCGGAACGCGGCUAAAACUGUCAGUCGGAGAUCGAGCAACGUCUCCGAUCGGCGCAUCGGACGCAACGCGUCGUCCUAUCGACAGGACGGCCAUCGACACGAGGACACUGCCGGUGUUUCCCCCAUCAACCUCUCCCCCGUCACCUCAUCCUCCCUCUCCUUCAGCCCCGCGUGCCCGUGCGAAUGUCACCAAGGACGCGUCGUGCACCAUCGUCGAAUGAGCUCGACGAGACGCGUGUCUCGCCGGAGAAACCGCGACGGUCCGCGAUACGCGCCCCCUCCCGGGCUGGUGUUACCCAUCACCCUCUCCGCCCCCUCGAACCCCCCCCCCAUGAGCCGCACGAGCCUGAUGACCCAAUGGUGCUUUUCUGUGUAACGCGAAGGCGAUCAGGAGAGCAGCGGGCCUGCGUUUACCACAGCAGCCGCCUUCUUGCCGAAAGUAACGACGCGCACCACGGUGCCGUCGCUCGAGCCGGGUUUCUUUGACUGUGAUUUGCACACCGAGCUUGCUUCGGACGAGUCGCGCUUCCCAGUCACAUUCUGAAAAUCCGCGCUGAAAGUCCGCGCCGAGCCCGAGUCGCGCGCGAUCUCGCUCCGGUCGUCUUGUUUGAUACAUGUACACGCGCGAGAGAGAGAGAGAGAGAGAGAGGUUAGACGCGAAAGAUUAAACGCUAAAUCCGAACACGCUGAAUUCGCGACACAUACGUACACACCCACACGUGCACCCGCACGCAUACUACACGUAUACACACACACACGCGCGCGCGCGAAACGUCAGAUCCGUAAUCCGCGCUGGAGCAACAGGAGACGCGAGCGCGCGACACAUCGCUGAAUUAACAAUACUAAUUAGCACUAGCGCUCGCGGUAAUUGUAAUAAGCGAGAUUUCCACUUUGGCACACGCGCGGAGAACGUCCCGUGAACACUCUUUCGUAAAAAAAAUUCGAGGAAAGUCUAGGUAACUUAGCGGGUAGACCGUUGGCGUGUGUGAACGCCGCAGGCCCGUUCUUUUCGGCUGAAGGUUGCCGGCUCGCACUUUUUGUCACUCGCGAGAAACAAGUGUGUAAAUCUGGCGAUGAAAAGAAGAGGAACGAAGCAGUUCCGGUGCGGCGCUGAUUCAGCUGUAAAAAGGACAGGUCUCGCGCGUUACUUGAGACGGGAAUCAAUGCGCCGAUCGGGCAACACCCCCCCCGCUGAUCCAACCGCUCUGCGAGUCCACUUCGUGGCGCGCUGAGAUCUCCCAGCGGUUUACCCUUCGGCUAUACAUAUCACGCGACCUCGAGAGUAACGUUUUCGACACACACCUCCAAAUACACCUCUCUGUAUCCGGACGUUCGUGACGGAAUCUCGGCUGGAUGAGAGGGAGAGAGAGAGAGAGAGGGAGAGGGAGGUUUUCCUUCGACGGAGUUUCGAAGUCGCCGGUUGACUAAUUAAUACUGAUUAAUGCCGGGCCGUGAGACUGUAAAUUUCUCGGGGUGGGAUCUCGCUGGGAACGAGCGGAAUUUCAUUCGAAGGACCUCAGAGGGAGGACGUCUCGAUCACGGCCGUGCAGCAUUGUGGCUGUUCUCGUGGCUCGUGAAGUGACUUUCUUUCUCUCUCUCUCUUUCUCUCUCUCUCUCUCUCUCUCUCUCUCUCUUUCCGCGGAAAAGCGGCGAAAAAGCACUCGAUACUCUUGUACAGUUAGAUCGGAGGUCCUAGCUUUGUGUAAUAUUAAUUGAUAUCGAUCACGCAGGCUUAUACAUUACGACUAGAUUUUCCACCGUUAUCCGCAGCCUAUUUAUCACCUAAUAAGGACGAGGAAUUGCUGAGCGGAUUUAGUCAAAUAAUGCCGUGUCGGUGUAACCGAGUUCUCGGAGUUACUUGAUUAAUUUACGACGCGAUAAAGGCAUCGACGUCAGAGCGAUGCGACUUUUAUAACGGGUACUUUGAUUAGCGAAAAGUGUUACACACAUGAACACACCCACACAUACACACAUACACCAUAUUCACACACACGGACAUGUAUACACAUACACACACAUACGCUCUGUAUCUCGUUCGUUGUGUGAUCAUCGUAGCUCACUCGGAGAAGGUGUUACGACCAAUAGGUGUUCAGUGAAAGGAACAAUCAAUUCUUCCGAUAUUUCUAUUUAGCUGUAAUUAGCAGAAUUAAUUGCGAUAUAGCGAGGUGUAGACAAAGAAGCAAUCGUGUCUCCGCGCAGACACGGCCAGAAUCUUCUUCCGCGUUGUUCGCGUCGCGCGCGCGACAUUUUUGGAAUGUGACCGAGAGAGGCGAUGAGACGAAUGUUCAACAAGCACGUCACAAAUUUAGAGUAUAGAUUUAAUUGUACGUACGAUAUACGCGCGGUGUUACGCAAUUAGGUUCUCGUAUCUUGCUUUUCGUGCGUUUUUCCAUAUUCUCUUCACGCGAGAUGCUUUCACCGGGAGGUCGAUAGGUUUUAACGUCUUCAAUUUCGUGUUGCACAAAACGCCAUUAGGUAUUGGGUAUGACUAACAAUAACGGAACCUCAACCGCGAUUUUCGCCUUGGACGACAGUUGUUCUGCGUCUUCUGUAAUCUCGACGAACCCUCAUAAAGAGCCGAAGUAGCGAUCCUUACGUUGUGCCUCUUCGAAGCGUUUUCGCCCCACAGGUAUGACAAUUUUCCAGUACUUCGCUCGUUUCUUUGCCGUUUGAUCGGGCCCCUGUAUUAUUUGCGAAUUCGUGACCGAAAUUAUCCUGUUGCGAUCUCACUUUUCCGUUACUUUCGUCACUUUUCUCUCCAGUUUAGCGCGUGAAUCCGAAAGCCGUUGUUGUUGUCGCGUCCAUCUAAGUAACUUCGAAUCGCCCUUUGGUGCUUCUGUCGCGAAUUUCUACCAAAUUUCUUUUCCUUUUCAAUCCGCCAUUAACACGAGGGUUCUCGAAAAUCUCGAGUAUGCGAAAGGUGCACCACCUUCGAAACGGUUAACCCCAACAACGUGAACAAAGGAAAAGAGGGCAUGAUAAAAAGAGCAACAUAGUACGAGAGAAAGCGUGAAAGUGAGGGAGAAAAUGCGAAUGCGUGUGAGUGUGUGUGCGUCUGUGCGUGAGAAACAGAAAAACAGCUAUUAAAAGCUGCAGCAAUAAUAUAAAUAUAUAUAUAGGUGUUACGAAAAAAAAAAAAUAAUUAAAGGUAAUCCCAUUGGCGGCGAGCAAGAAUGAGAUAAAUGUGAAUGACAUUGUAUGUACACGGGCAUGUAUACAUAUACAUAUUUAAAAAAAUAUGUAUGUAUACACAUAUAUAUAUAUACAUGCAUAUAUAUGUAUAUAUACAUAUAGGUAGAUAGGUAGGUGGCAUGUGGUCGAGGAGAGAAUAAUAAUAUUAAUAACGACAAUUAUUAUAUCGGCAGCGCCUAUAUUGCUCCUCGACAGAUUGAAUAACCUGUAUCGGGACAGAGUGCUGGCGGCGUUAUAUAAUGUUAAUGUUUUGUUGAGUAUAUAUAUAUUAUAUUAUUACGAACGUUGAGGUGCAUACACAUUCAGAAAAUUAUGGGUUAAUGUUUAAGAAAGGAGAGAAGUAAGAGGCGAGGAGAGAAAGAGAAAGAGAGAGAGAGAAAGAGAGGGAGACAGACAAAUGAUACAACGGCGAACGAUUACGAUUUACGCAUCACACCGCAGCGUGCGUUGCUGUAAUGAUUAAUAUUAAAAUAAUAAUAAUAAUAACGAUGACUAAAAGUAUAUAUAUAUACAUAUAUAUAUGCAUAUACAUAUACAUAUUAAGAGAUCACCUUGCAUUGUACAGAAAGCAUAAUAAUUGUUAGUUUAGGUAGAACGAACAUUACGAUCUACUAAUCUGAUUAUCCAAUACAACUAAGAUGGUUAAGAUUUUGAACGCGUAAUCUCCCCCUCUGUCACACACGAGUUACGAGUCGACGGUCGUCGAGAUAGGGUAUUAUCCUCUGAUUAUAUCCUGUUCUUAUUACAUCCGACUAAUUAACGGAUUUUUGUUGAGGAGAACGGUUUGCGCUUGUCGAUAAGCAUCGCGUUACCCGCGUUACUCGGCCGAUGAAAAAUGAAACGGACGAAAGGGGGAGAAAGAGCGGAGAAACUCUCUCGGCUAUUCCCGGAGAAGACGGGGGAUCUCAUUCAGAGCCGCGACACGCACGUCGCAUCUCCGUUCUCCCCCUCUCACCGUUUUUCAUUCGCACUUUGAUCGCAGAUCUCGCCGAUCGCACCGCGUGUAAAGGCCCGCGCGUUCGCCUUACUUUUAUCCCGGACGACGCGCUACAACCGUCGAUUUCCGCGCGCCGAACCCGCGGCGCACGAAGAUGAUCCGAAAACGCGAGCGCUCCCACGCGGAGAUCCUCGACCGGCGCGGACCGCCAUCCGCAACUGAACGCAAUCGCGAAUCUCGCCACUUAGCUUCUCGUAGCGGACUCUUCGUGGUAGGAAUUGAGAAAAACCAGGUGUCGUCAAUUUCUUAUCACUAGAUAACGAGAGAAAGGGAGGGAGAGAGAGAGAGAGAGAAUGAAUGAGUGAGAAAAAGGGAGGGAGAGAGAGAAAUUGUAGACGAGUAAUAUUAUAGUUUAUUCGGUGCGCAGCAGCCUGUCGACCGUAAGUUAAACGAAUCUGGCCUAAGAUGUAGGGAACGUCGCGUCUCCUCGUUAACUACCGAUCGAUCGUUCGGUCGACCGGUCGAUCUGUCCAUCCGCCCGCGUCGUCGUUCGACGGGCGCGGCUGGACGUCCGGAUGCGUCUCGGUCGUCUCUCUACCAAUUGCUUCUGGAUGUCUUUACGUCGCUUUCGAGCUCGCACGUUUCACUCUCCGGGUCUUUAGCUCUGUUUUUUUCUCCUUAGCGCGCUCACGAUUUCGUCGUCGCAUCGUCGCCACUUGUCAUAAGACGCAAGGAAGCACAUACAUACAUACACACACAUAUAUACAUAAAUACACACAAUGCCGGGCGGUUAAGAGACAAACGGUGAACUGCACAUUCGGUCGCUCUGUCGCUCGUUAGGAUCGCGUAACGGAGACAUCGUCGGGUUUCAAUACGCUCGUAUUUUACGCGAAAGCGUCUCGUGUUUCCCUCGCGAGUGUCUCUAACUCUUAGGUAGCUAAUUGCGGAAGCUGACCCGUCUUCCUUGAAAAUCCGUGUUCUCCUCGGCUCGAGCGCGCGCUGCUCUUUUUUCCAAAGCGACCCGUCAGCAAACGGUGCUUACCGAAGAAAGAGGGGGGGAAAAAUGCGAGGGAAAAGCGCGGCGAUCGCGUCGAGCGACGAGAACUAUAAACAGAAACAUAAUAAAGUGAAUGAAACAAAGGCCGAACACACAAUAUUCCUGUGUUCUCGAUAUAUCGUAUAUUUAUGCGCCGCGAUUAGCCGGAAUAUAUCUCGCGGGAGUUCGAAUAACGAGGCGGGGUGAGAAGGAGAGAAAUAAAAAAAGAAGAAGGAGGGACAUCGUUAAUCACUAAAUUGAAUACGCUAUUCCAUUGCAUUUGUACGUAGAGUAGGAUAGAAAGAUCGCGCUACGGAUCGAUCUGCAUAGGGAUCUCUUCGGACACGCGAUCCGGUUUUCGGAUAUGUAUAAAUAAGUUAUAAAGAUACACGCGAAUGUGAAGAAGGGAGGAAAUGGAAGCAUGCGAUGGAGAGAGAGAGAGAGGGAUAAAGAGAUAGAGAAACAUGCGCGAUCACGUGCGCAAACCGCGUGGAUCGGUGUAAUGUCGGUGCAAUUAUUAAUACGAGAGGCUACUCCAAUAACCUUAUGAGUGUCAAUUCCACUUUUAAGUGUAAAUCGUAAUUUCGUGAGAGUUUUAAGAGAAAAGAAUUAGUAGGAGAAAGGGAGGGAGAGAGGAAGGUAGGAAGGGAUAUGAUGUGGCGUUAAACGACGAAAGGUGAGGAGAGAGAAAUCUCAAGUGGUUUAACAUAAAGAAAAAAAAAAUAAGGAUCGCGAAUCCCGCCGACGCGCGACAAAGUGAGAUUACUGAUUAACUUAAUUUACCGAAAAAAUCGAGGAGUAUAUAUAGGGAAGAAAAAAACCAUUAGAGGAGAGAAGGGCGAGAGAGGGAGAGAAAGGGAGAGAGUGAGUGCGAGUGUGCGUCUGUUUGCAUGCGAGAGAAAAAUCGAGAAAGAUGCGUUAAGCUGAAAAGAGAAAAAAAAAAUCGAAAAAAAAAAGAGAAACUAAACCGUAGCACGUGCAAAACGUAACAGAGAUAAUGGAUACUUUUUAUCGUAGGUAUUUCAUAGGUGAGAUUCAUAAAAAUAAUAAUAAUGAUAAUAAUUAUUAAAAAAAAAAGAGAUACCGCAUUUAACGAAUACGAGAGAGUACUUACUGAGGGAAAACUCCAAAAAAAAAAAAAGAAUAAUAAGAACAUUCAACGGCGUUUUUCUCUGCCUAUGCGUAUUAUUAUCCGGCGUCUCGCGCCCACUUCUGCGUGUUGUCGUCGUCAUCAUCGUCGCCGUCGUCGUCGUCAUGCGAGCGCUGUGUGCAAUCCUCCGCGCGCGCGUGCGAGAAACUCGAAUAAUUGCCGGAGAGAGCCGGAAGACAAAACCGGAGAAUAGCCGAGUGGUAAAACGGAGAGAGAGAAAAACAGCAGACGCGAUGAUUAACCAGGCAUCCUUGCGUUCUUGUCUCUAACACGAUUAACUACUAUUACUAUUACUAUUACUACUACUACUACUACAACUAUUACUAUUAUUAUUAUCAUCAUUGACACUGUACAAAGUUGGCAAUAAUCUUAAGAGGUCCCCCUUGAA
Molecule: messenger RNA, 9018 nt
Organism: Dinoponera quadriceps
Lineage: Eukaryota; Metazoa; Arthropoda; Insecta; Hymenoptera; Formicidae
Product: syntaxin-1A
Exons: 11
Coding region: 651-1532 (293 amino acids)
Biological process (GO): exocytosis; synaptic vesicle fusion to presynaptic active zone membrane; intracellular protein transport
Cellular component (GO): synaptic vesicle; SNARE complex; presynaptic active zone membrane
Molecular function (GO): SNAP receptor activity; SNARE binding
Source: RefSeq, a predicted model, not a curated record